CAUAAACCUAGUGAAAUAACAUGUAAAAACUCACAAGUGCAGUGUGGGAGAGUUUGCAAAAUGGGAGUGGACAGUCUGCCCCCUCAACGGCCGACGUUGCAACUGGAAGCGGGUGCAGGCGAAGGCCCGGGCCCGCCAAACAACAAUGCCGAGGGCGCAGUCGCCAGUCCCCCGCGCGACGACAACCAUAACGCGGCCCAACCAGUCGCCGACCACCGGGCCACGCUGCUCACGCCCUCCGAAGCGGUGAAGCUGUACAGCGACCGCCUGACGGAGUGGGAGCGGACGGAGAUCAGGAAGUACCCAGAGCUGUGGUUCCUGGGGCUGGACUCGAACAAGAUCCACGCGCGGUCCAACCUGCCCAACAACUGCGGCUUCGAUGAUGAGAACGGCAGUUACAACAAACAAAUCCACGACCACAUAGCCUACCGGUACGAGAUUCUCGAAGUCAUCGGAAAGGGGUCAUUUGGCCAAGUCAUUAGAGCUAUGGACCACCGCACGGGGAGUCAAGUGGCCAUCAAGAUCAUCAGGAAUAAGAAACGGUUCCAUCAUCAGGCCCUGGUGGAAGUCAGGGUCUUGGACCACCUCCGAUUGAAGGAUAAGGACCAAUCGCACAACGUGAUCCACAUGCUGGACUAUUUCUACUUUAGGAACCAUCUGUGUAUCAGUUUUGAGCUUAUGAGUAUAAACCUGUACGAGCUGAUAAAGAAGAACAACUACCAGGGGUUCAGCCUGAGCCUCAUCCGGCGGUUCGCCAGCUCGCUGCUGCGCUGCCUGCGACUGCUGGAAGCCGAGAACAUCAUACACUGCGACUUGAAGCCGGAGAACAUCCUCCUGAAGGCGCGAGGCAGCUCCUCUAUAAAGGUGAUAGACUUCGGCAGCUCGUGCUACACGCAUGCGCGAGUGUACACUUACAUCCAGUCGCGGUUCUACCGCAGUCCCGAGGUCAUCCUGGGGCUGCAAUAUGGCACGCCCAUUGACAUGUGGAGUAUGGGAUGCAUCCUUGCGGAACUCCAUACGGGAUACCCCUUGUUCCCAGGCGAGAAUGAAGCUGAACAGUUAGCUUGUAUCAUGGAGCUGCUUGGGCCCCCUCCCCCAGACUUACUCAUCCACGCCACCAGGAAAAGGCUCUUCUUUGACUCAAAAGGCUCACCGCGCAGUGUGACGAAUUCGAAGGGUCGCAAGCGCAGGCCGGGAUCACGGACGCUGGCGACGGCGGUGCGCACUGACGACCCUGCCUUCCUGCACUUCUUGCAUCGCUGUCUAGAAUGGGACCCAAAGCGGCGCAUCACGCCUACGGAGGCAACACGGCAUGAGUUCGUAACGGGUUGUCCUUUGGGCUCUGCGCCCACGGGAGUCCUAGCGCUGCCCAGGCUUGCUCCACCGCGGCCCACGCGCAGCGCCCUGCUGCACUCGCAGUCGGCUGGCGACGUCGCCGCCAUGUUGGGCCGCGCGUGA
Molecule: messenger RNA, 1458 nt
Organism: Pectinophora gossypiella (pink bollworm)
Lineage: Eukaryota; Metazoa; Arthropoda; Insecta; Lepidoptera; Gelechiidae
Gene: Dyrk2
Product: dual specificity tyrosine-phosphorylation-regulated kinase 2-like
Exons: 9
Coding region: 61-1458 (465 amino acids)
Biological process (GO): peptidyl-threonine phosphorylation; peptidyl-serine phosphorylation
Cellular component (GO): nucleus
Molecular function (GO): protein serine/threonine/tyrosine kinase activity; protein serine/threonine kinase activity; ATP binding
Source: RefSeq, a predicted model, not a curated record